Messenger RNA from Symbiodinium pilosum, 493 nucleotides. The record is from the annotation of a GenBank genome assembly. NCBI's taxonomy places the organism in Eukaryota, Dinophyceae, Suessiales, Symbiodiniaceae.
GCUUGGCCUCAUGAUCUUCCUGGCCUUUGCCCCGACAGUCUUGAUCAACAUCUUCUCCAUGCUCUUCAACUUCAAGUCAGAGGUGUGGAACCAGCGAGAGCUGCAGAACUGGUAUUUCUGGUUCCUGGUCUUCUUCGUGAUCAUGGUCACUGUUGUAGGGCAGGAUUUCGUGACCUUCGUCUCUGACGUGGCCAAAGAUCCCAUGAGCUUCCCCCUGCUCCUGGCAGAUAAGAUGCCAUCUUCCACGCAUUACUACCUCAACUUUCUGGGCCUCCAGUGGGUGAGCCAUGCCAUGAACUUGACAAGGUACAUUCAAGUGAGCAAGUUCGUGGCCUUCUCCAAGGUCUGGAAUGAAGAUGAUGCGCGAAAGCUUUCUGAGCCUGAGGAUCAGGAUUACUACGGCAUGGGCUCCAGGAGCGCGCGGUUCACGACCAACCUGCUCAUCGCCAUCAUCUUCGGUACAAUCUCGCCGUUGAUGAACGUCAUGGCAUGG